Cajanus cajan (pigeon pea) is the source of this 4008-nucleotide messenger RNA. The record is from RefSeq and is a predicted model, not a curated record. NCBI's taxonomy places the organism in Eukaryota, Viridiplantae, Streptophyta, Magnoliopsida, Fabales, Fabaceae.
AUUAACUAUAACAUUUGUAAAAAUCACUAUAAUGCAUCAACAUCACAACAGUUGAUAAAUUCAGAUCCCAACCGUUGGAGAGUUGUUCAGCUUCUUUUUCAAGCUAGCUAGCGUCCAAAGAAUAAGAGACGAAAGGUUCAAUCCAUUUCCAUUCAAAGGCUUUGGCUUUAAUUUGGAUUAACUACUCUUUCUUUCAUCUGGUUGUCAUCAGAAAAGAGGAAUAGAAAAGCAGGUCAAUCCGGUAGAAAUUCUCAAUUCUCAUUUCAAAUCUUGUUUAGGAGGAGUAGACAUCCAGCAAAUGGAUUCUAGUUUGAGAGGGCCACAUGUUUCUACCAAAUGUGAAACAUCAUCAGAACAAGAUUCAUACCGAAUGGGACAAUCUGUAGAUGUUGAUUGGUUUUAUCGAAGGAAGACGAAGUUGACAAGUUCAAAUUUGAUAAGGAUAAGGGAUUUUAUGAGCCUCUUGUUGACUUAUCCAAUGAAAUUAGAGGAGGAAGAUAUACUCAAAUCAUGGAUUGCUGCAUUUUCUGAACGAAAAGCUCACUUAUUAUCCUAUGGUGAGGAUGAUAUUGUGAUGAUAGACAAACCAUGGCUUGAACUAACUGAGAAGGCAUUCAGAAGCAUGCAAGUAUUUAUGCCAAUGCAAAUAAGAAUUUGGGAGGGAUCCUUCCAUCUUCUUGUAAUGACAGAAGGCAUCCUCCCCAUGGCAGUUGAUCUAGCAGUUGACCAGCUGAUUCAAACUUUGUUUUCUAGAGAUUGUUCUGCACGCUAUAUCAGACUGUUAACUAGAAACUUGGCUGAAAAAACAUCUGUAGUGAACAAAGUAACAACAGCCUUGGAAGAGAAGGAAAACAUGUUUGGAACUGAUAAGGAUUUUCUGAGAACCCUAUGGAUCGAUGCCUCAACAUAUGGGACUCAUGCAGAGGUUCGAGUUCAAGAAGAGAUCAAUACAAUGAUGUUAACAUGCUUUUCUGUGACAGAAGACGAUGACAAGUUGAGUGCUCAAUACAUUGAGGAAAAGAUGGCAAGUAAUAGGCAUUUGGUGAUUGUAGUCGAUGCUAACAGCAACAAGCUGGACUUACAACAGGUGUAUUUCCCUACUGGAAUUGUGGUGUUGAUAACCACUGAAUUGCCAACACGGGCAAAUAAGGAUGAUGACUUUAAGAUUACAUGCAUGAUGGAUUUGAAUAUUAGGAUCAAGGAUCAUCUGUUGCCUUGGGAAGUCUUUUGUCGCUAUGUGAAUUAUAGCACGAUAUGUUCCUCAUGGUUCAUUCAGAUAAUUGCAGCGCAAAUAGUUAAGGAAUGCCAUGGUCAUCUUCUUGCCAUUGUCCUUGUGGCAAAUUACUUGAAACAUAUGAAACAAAUUAGACAAUGGGAACUUGCACUUGUCAAAUUGAGCGCCCUGAAUGUUUCCUAUGAUUAUCAAGGUAGUGAUAGAAUUGGCAUUAGUAGAGUCAUGGUCAAUGCAUUCGAAAAUAUUAUUUGGGAAGACAUUAAUCAUACAGCAAAGCUUUGCCUUGAACGCAUGUUGUUUGUUCACAACAUUAAAAUCGGAGUGCAAGAUGACAUCUUGGAGUCUACGCUUUCAAAUUUAUUAGGACAUAGAAGAGGAGAGAGAUUUGCACAGCCUCUCAUCAAAAUGUUUCUAGAUCGUUUUGUCUUGUUGAACAAUGCGAGUGGAGAAGUUUAUGUGCCGAUAGAAACCUAUGAUAUAAUAAAAUCAUUACACACCUCCAAUCCCUCUAUCAUAAGUCACGGUGCAUUAGGAUUAACGGAGCCACCCUACAUUGGACGAUGGCAUGGCCUUAUUCGAAUAGAACUGAUGGACAAUAAAAUAUGUGAGCUACCACAAUCACCAGAUUGCCCUAAACUCGAAGUGUUGUUGUUGCAGGGCAAUGCUGAUUUGUUGGAUAUUCCUGACUCAUUUUUUGACCACAUGCCUCUGCUACAGCACUUGGACUUAUCCUACACCAGUAUACGGGAUUUGCCCCCAUCUGUCUCCAAACUCACACAACUCAAGAAAUUUUAUCUUAGGGGUUGUGAUCUCUUCAUGGAACUACCCCCUCAAAUUGGACAGUUAAAGAAUCUCGUAGAUUUUAAUCUUGACGGGACUUUGAUCACCCAUUUGGCAGAAGAGAUCAGAGAAUUGAUCAACUUGCAAAGCUUAACUCUCUGCUUUGAUAGAUACCAUAAUUUACUUGGUCAUGGUAAAAAAAGCAAGCAAAAUUCCAAUUCAGCAAUAAUUCCUCCAGGAGUGAUAUCAAAUCUUAUUCAAUUGAGUUAUUUAAGCAUCAAUGUUGACCCUGAAGACGAGCGAUGGAAUGAGAAUGUUAUUAGUGUUUUGAUGGAAAUUUUUGGAUCAGACACGUUGAAGACGGUGAAUAUAUAUGUCCCAAGGGCUGAACUUCUGGAACUCAUUCCCUCCACAAGAUUCCUCAAUUUCAAAUUGGUUGUUGGUCAUCAUGUGAAACGGUUCAUAUCGCGUGUAACACCUGAAUUGGAGCAAAAAUUCAAAAAUUGUGACUAUAGUAUAAAGUUUGUUAAUGGUGUAAAUGUUCCAAAUGGAGUGAAAAUGAAUCUUGGACAUUUCAAGGCCUUGUACCUAGAUCGACAUAUGACCAUCAAAAGUCUAUCUAAUUUUGAGUUGAGGAAUUUAUCUGGGCUACAAGUAUGCAUAUUGGCGGAAUGUAAUGAAAUGGAAACAAUUGUUGAUGGGGGUUAUUUACAUGAUGAGCAUGCUCUUCCAAAUUUGGAGUUUUUGAGUGUAUUCUAUAUGAAAAAUUUAAGAAGCAUUUGUGAAAGCCCUGAACACUCCUUUCUCCACUUGAAAUCUAUAGCAUUGCACACUUGCCCCAUGUUAACUACCAUCUUCACCUUAGAGUCUCUUUACAACCUUCCUUUAUUGGAGGAGAUUAUUAUUGAAGACUGUCCAAAAGUGACCACUCUUAUAAGUCAUGACUCACCAGAACAAAAAACAAUGGCUUUCCUCCCCAGGUUGAGAAUGAUAACACUUCUCUACCUUCCUGAGUUGGUCAAUAUAUUUAAUGGUUUGCAUGUUGAACAGGCUUUAGAAAAGAUGGUAUUUUAUUAUUGUCCAAAACUCCAAAGCCUUUCGAAAUGGGAAUUGUCAAGCAAAUCCUUGAAGAUUAUCAAAGGAGAAAACAAGUGGUGGGAAGCAUUGAAAUGGAAUGUAGCGGAGUGGGGGGAUGCAGGUCGACCCAUUUUUCUUGAACCAAUUUUUUCUCCAAUAAAUGAAGAGGCUGACAUAUUAACCCAACUAGAUGCACAUCAAGGUUUCAUGUAUUUGCCAAUUUCAAGUUCUGGACGGUUGAUGGCAAAGUCAUCUUUGAAAGAACCAGUUUUGUCACCUUUAGCCCCUCUUCCAUUAUUGAAUAAUUCAAAAGGUGAAGUCCAAAAGCAGAAAGCCGUUACUGCGUCAAACAUGGACCAAUCGGUAUCAGUAAAGAAAGUAGUGCUAAAGGUUGCCAUACACGAUGACAAAAUUAAGAAUAAAGCCAUGAAGAUGGUCGCCGGUCUUGUAGGGGUUGAUUUAGUCUCUGUGGAUAUGAAGAGCCAUAAAUUCACCGUGAUUGGAAACAUAGAACCUCAGGUUGUAUUGAAAAAGUUGAGGAAGUUGUGUCACGCUGAGAUACUCUCUAUUAGACCAACAAGGAAGAACAAGGGACAUAAUGAUACUGAUGAGAUACUCUCUGAUGAACCAGCAAGGAAGAAGAACAAGGGUCAUAUUGAUAUCGAUGAGAUACUCUCUGAUGAACCAACAAGGAAAAAGAAUAAGGGACAUACUGAUAUCCAUGAGAUACUCUCUGAUGAACCAGCAAGGAAGAAGAACAAGGGAACUGAUAUCCAUGAGAUACUCUCUGAUUCUGAUAUCGAUGAGAUACUCUCUGAUUCUGGUAUCGAUGAGAUACUCUCUGAUUCUGAUAUUGAUGAGAUACUCUCUGAUUCUGAUAUCUAUUAAAUACUCUCUGCUGAAGCAAUAAGCAAGAA